Messenger RNA from Penaeus chinensis, 1493 nucleotides. Its product is annotated as ropporin-1-like protein. NCBI's taxonomy places the organism in Eukaryota, Metazoa, Arthropoda, Malacostraca, Decapoda, Penaeidae. The coding region runs from base 146 to 787 and encodes 213 amino acids. The record is from RefSeq and is a predicted model, not a curated record. The transcript has 5 exons.
UUCGAUAAUGGUACUCGGUACACAAGUGCAUGAUCGAGCGAGAGCGGGCAUGCGCUGUAUUGACUGAUGACGUCACACAUUCCUUUUACAGCGGACUGUCCAGAUCAGACAGUUCUGAAAUCGCUCUACCUGUUCGUAGUCCAGCAUGGUGGCGUCGGCCGGUACGGGAGCGAGGGUGCCUGCCGCUCUCCCCAGGAUUCUCAAGGACUACACGAAGGCAGCCAUUCGGACGCAGCCGAAGGACCUCCUCACCUGGUCGGUCGCCUACUUCAGAUCCAUGACAAACGGCACCGUGCCCCCCGUCAAGGACAGGCUCGAGUUCCCGGUUCCUGAAUCGAAGGGCGGCAUCUCCCCCGGAAUCCUGCGAGUGCUUCACCGUCAGCUGGGCAGCGAAGGCAGCAUAGAAUGGGGAGCCCUUCAGGAGGUGUGCGAGGCCAUGGGCGUGGAGGAGGCGAUGGCCCAGGAGGCGUGGAAGCGGGCUGGGGGCGGAGACAAGGGCGCGGUCGAAUGGGACCACGUACUGACCCACAUCGCAGGACUGGCCACCCACUCCGACCCGGAAGCCCUGCAGCUGGUAAUGGCGACCAUCUCGGAGGACCCAGUUGGCCAUAAAGUGCCAGCUGACACCAUUGUGGACCAUCUCCAUCGCCUGCACACCCAUAGCAAUAUCGUGCCCACUGACCAGUACAACGAUACCGUUGGUUACCUCAACGAUAUUGCAAACUACCAGGAUGGGUUUUUGGCGCCCUCGGAUCUCACAAGGCCUUCGUGUCCUCUCGUUAACUAGGUGGAGGAGGGUCACUUGACACCCAUUUUCACUUCGGUGUUAUCUCUAAUGUGAAUUCGUAUACGAUAGUGAGACUUUUGCCUCUGAGUGUAUUACAGGCUCGUGUUAUAGUAAAAUUGCGAUGGUGUAUUACGAGAAAGUAAUUUUUUCUCAGUUAGAUUAUCAUGCUGUGCCAUGAAUAGGUAUAUGUAGUUUGUUUUUUUUCCCUUAAGUUCCACGAAAGCCAGUGCCUAGUAUAAUUGGAUUGGUGAUGGGGACCACAGAUUUGCCUGAAUUAAUUGGCGAAUCCUUUACCAUACAUUAAAGUUUAACUUAAUGCUCUGCUCUGACCAGUUCUAAUCUUUACCGACUCCUAUUAUUAUAGAAUAUUAUGUAAUGUGCUAUUCAAGAGGAUUUAUUAUAGCUAUAGCAAUGUUGUUUUGCACAAUACUCAUAGUCCUACGUUGAAAUAUCUAAUGCUACACUAAUGUAUUCAGGGAUGAAUGAUUAAUUAAUUCCUUUUUUUUCAUGUAAUGCUUGUUUUUAAUUAUCCGUGAAAUACAUUGUGGUGCUUCGCGUCUUCUGCCCGAAGAAAAGUGUACAAGGUAAAUUAUGGUAGCACAGGAUUAUGAAAUCCGAGUAACCAUCAUUUAUAGCUAUUGUCAGCUGUACAGAGGAGGAGAUGAUUAUUGUAGUUCAGAAUACAAAUAAAUUAAAUUAGCAGAAA